This is a messenger RNA of Megachile rotundata (alfalfa leafcutting bee), 1905 nucleotides long. Its product is annotated as zinc finger protein 277. NCBI's taxonomy places the organism in Eukaryota, Metazoa, Arthropoda, Insecta, Hymenoptera, Megachilidae. The record is from RefSeq and is a predicted model, not a curated record.
UCACGCUUGACUUUUCAACUUUUUUGUCCACGCUUUUCUCUUGCACCACUCAACCAAUUCAACCGGAUGACACGAUUGACUAUUUUUGUUGUAGCGUGAAAUUUACUUGCUCGCUCAACAUUGUUAGGCUAGGCGCGAAGCGCCUAAUCAAACAAACCUAGUAAUUUUUAUCCAAUAGGAAAUUACUACUGUGAUAACCAUAAAAUAUAUGUCGGUAAAAAAUUCUACACAGUAACACAUUCUACAAGGAAAUGAGAGUACAAUAACAAAGGUUUUAUCUUAUUUUGACAGCUAUAUAGGAAACACCGGAAACAUGUGAUUAUAUGAACCCUUUGCAAGAAUGUUAAUAUUUCUGUGAUAUUUAACAAUUAUGAAAUUAUGAAAUAAUUGGUUUUCCUAUAUACAUUUGGUCAAAAAUAAAUGAAAAUAUUUCAAUAGGUGCAAUGUUAUUAUACACUAAACAGUAGAUAUGUAACCUAUCAUAAGGGAAAUUUUGAAGAUAAACUUAUAAAUUUUAUAAAUUUAAUCGGAAAUUAGUCUGGUUACUAAAAAUUUUCGUAAUUAUGAAUUCUGAAGAAAGCCAUAAAAAUUCAUUACCAAAUGUUAGUGACCAAAAUACAGCUGUAUAUAAAUCUCAAUUUAUUGGACUUGAUGAUAAACCUUAUGCUACAAAAUGCCUUUUAUGUAGUUUAAAGUUUGUUCUUCCUCAGAACGAAGAAGAUCUUUUAAUUCAUUUAUUUAAAGAACAUAGACUUGUAAUAGGAGAUGUUUGGAAAAUUGCAAGUUUAAAAAGUUAUAUACAUUAUUGGGGCAUUAAGUUUGAAAAAGAACCUCUAACUACAUAUUGUACAACUGUAUUAAUGAAAUGUACACCUGAUGGUAAACCAAGUGAAAAUGAAACAUAUUAUUUACUUUCUGAUUGCAUCUCUGAAGAUAAGGCCGUGAGAGAUGAAAUACAUAGAGCUAGAUUGGAAUGGGUUUUAAGUGUACAAACAAAUGAGAGAACUGAUACAAACUUCAAACGUGGUUGUAUCUUUUGUCGAAUGGAAUUUUCAGGCUUACGUAUCACAUAUGUAAAGCAUUUGGCACAAAAACAUAAUUUGUAUUUGGGAAAGCCAGAUAAUUUGGUGUUCAUAGAUGAACUUUUAGAUAAGAUUCAAACUACUAUAGAAAAUUUAAUAUGUAUAUACUGUGAGAAAUUGUUCAAAGACCGUACAGUGCUAAAAGAACAUAUGCGUAAAAAGUUGCAUAAACGUAUAAAUCCUAAUAAUAAAGAAUAUGACAAAUUUUACAUAAACAACUAUUUGGAACCUGGAAAAUCUUGGAGGCAUAAACAGACUCAUUUUAAAGAAAGGAGAGCAGAAGAUCAAAGUAGUGAAAAUGAAGAUGAAGAUACAUGGUCUGAUUGGGAUGAUGAUGAAGGUGUUAAUAUAUCAUGUUUAUUUUGUAAUUAUAAUGACAAGAACUUUCAUGAUAUUUUUACCCAUAUGAAAACAAAUCAUGAUUUUGAUUUUAAAGAUGCAACAAAGGGACUAACAUUUUAUCACAAGGUAAAAGUGAUAAAUUAUGUGAGAAGACAAAUUUAUUUACAACAUUGUAUUUUUUGUGAAGUGAGAAUUAAUAAUGUCUUGGAACAUAUGAAAGAACACAAUCACUUUAAAAUACCUGCACAAAAGAUAUGGGAUCAACCAGAGUUUUAUUUCCCUAUGUGUGAAAAUGAUUCUUUUUUAUAUAAUUUGGAUACAAAUGGUAGCAGUGAUGAGGACAGUGAUGUUGAAAAUGUUACAAAGUCAGUUUGUGAAAUGUCAACUUAGUAAUGAUUAUGUAAAGAUAUUUUACUUUAAUUAUGUAUGUUUAGAGUGAAUUUGUAAAUAAUAUUAUUAAAAAGUUAAUAUAAAUUUAAUU